Molecule: messenger RNA, 228 nt
Organism: Ostertagia ostertagi
Lineage: Eukaryota; Metazoa; Nematoda; Chromadorea; Rhabditida; Trichostrongylidae
Source: the annotation of a GenBank genome assembly
CCGGACGCAUGUAAGAAACGAGGACGGCAAACAUACACUCGGCAACAAACGCUUGAACUCGAAAAGGAGUUCCACUACAACAAAUAUCUCACAAGAAGGCGACGAAUUGAACUGAAUCGAAGUUUGGGACUAUCCGAGCGCCAAAUCAAGAUCUGGUUUCAAAAUCGUCGAAUGAAGCAGAAAAAGGAGAACAAAUCGCAAAACGAGCAUCGUAGUGAUUGUGCCUAG